AUGUCGCAAAAGGCGAGAGACAUCGUGGAUAGGAUCAGGGGUAGAUUCAAGAGGAUGAUGUUGCGGAGGAGGAUGAGGAAGAAGUCCGAGUUUGGCGACUGGGGGAACAGCGGCCCCAUGGUACCUGAUCGUGCCACCGACGAUCAUAUCGCGGAUGUGGCGCCGGACGAGGUGCAAACAACUGCUAUUGCUGCUGCUGCUGGAGGUGAAGGCGGCGGCGGCGGCGGCGGCGGCAGUAGAAUCAUUAUCAACGAACCAGCGCCGAAUCUAAACGAUGUCCGCAUCGAGUAUCCGGAGCCCUACGACCUGGGAACCGUCCGGACUAGCGAGUUGGCACCGAACCUCAAUGAUGUCCGGAUUGCCAGUUUCGCGUCAAAUGACUUGAGGACCGCCGUCAUCGCCGUGCAUGAGCCUGAUCCAGAGCCAGAGCCAGAGCCUCAGCAGCGUGAGCCCGCAACUACUACGCGUGUGCCUCAGGUUCGGUUCCAGGAUGAUCACGAGGCGAGUUCAGAGUACAGCUCUUUACGGGACAGCGAGGAGCUUAUCCGGGGAAACAUGGGCACUCGGCCGGACGUCGUCAAGCCACUGAACAUCAAUCGAGAGAACCGACAGGAAGAGCCCUAUCUAUCAACACAUCUCGGGGUUCCACGAACCAAUGCGUAUCAAGUCUCCCCGGGCACCGAAAGACAUUCCGCGCUCAGCCAAACAUUCAAUUUCGAUCCCACGAGCAUUGAUCGUGUGGAUGAAAACAUCACUGAAAAUCCGCCUGUCACGCAUGAGACCGUUUUUCCUCAUGUCCACGAGAUCAGGGAGGAGCAAAUCUAUCGCGAUAUACACACAUAUGACCAUUACCAUUAUGUGCAACCAGUUUAUGAUCUCGAGGUGUUACCGGCACGGCACUUUGCUCCUGCUGCCGACGGUCAGUUGCGCGAAGUUUCGGCGCGGGAUUUGCCAGAAUGUACUGGGGCGAAUCAGAAAUGGUCCAUCAUGGAGAACGAAUCAGUGAAUGCCAAACGCCAAGCAGAAAUACCCCGUGUGAUAAAUUGA
Pestalotiopsis fici W106-1 is the source of this 1047-nucleotide messenger RNA. RefSeq lists its product as uncharacterized. The coding region runs from base 1 to 1047 and encodes 348 amino acids. The record is from RefSeq and is a predicted model, not a curated record. The transcript is spliced from 3 exons. NCBI's taxonomy places the organism in Eukaryota, Fungi, Ascomycota, Sordariomycetes, Amphisphaeriales, Sporocadaceae.